Molecule: messenger RNA, 519 nt
Organism: Phytomonas sp. Hart1
Lineage: Eukaryota; Euglenozoa; Kinetoplastea; Trypanosomatida; Trypanosomatidae
Source: the annotation of a GenBank genome assembly
AUGGACCCCCUCAACGAAGCCUUUUUAACGCGGGAGCCCCAGACGGGCGUGUUUGUCCAGCAGCCCCCCCGCCGCGUCGCGUUUUUGCGGCUCCGGCCCUCCCACUUGGACGGGGAAGGGCGGGGGCGGCAUCGCGUUUCGUGGAACCCCGACGUUCGCGACUUCGAGAACCAGCGCGUCAGCAAAAGCUGCUGUAUCUUUCACAAGAAGAAACUCUUCGGCGAAAGUAGCAGUAGUAGCAGCAGCAGCAGCAGCAGUAGUAGUAGCUCGGCGAACAGCUCCGCGGGCGAGUUUUCUCCCUCCCCGGGCCAUCGCAAUCCCCCCCCCGCAACUCCCACCACCGAAACGACGAAUUCCGGGCCUUUUCCGCCCGCGGACGGGCCUUUGGCCCCCCCGGGGCCGAUCGACGGACGGCAAAACGCGGACCCGCGCAGCGGCGCCCACUCGCACGGCGGCAAAAAACACCACCACCCGAAGUGUACGAAGGAGCAUUGCUAUUGCGGGACGCGUUUUCAUUAA